Messenger RNA from Zophobas morio, 1217 nucleotides. RefSeq names its product protein hairy (gene hry). The coding region runs from base 127 to 939 and encodes 270 amino acids. Lineage: Eukaryota; Metazoa; Arthropoda; Insecta; Coleoptera; Tenebrionidae. The transcript is spliced from 3 exons. Gene Ontology annotation, biological process: anterior/posterior pattern specification; regulation of transcription by RNA polymerase II; regulation of neurogenesis. The record is from RefSeq and is a predicted model, not a curated record. Gene Ontology annotation, molecular function: DNA-binding transcription factor activity, RNA polymerase II-specific; protein dimerization activity; RNA polymerase II cis-regulatory region sequence-specific DNA binding. Gene Ontology annotation, cellular component: nucleus.
GGCUACUGAGACAUGCGACUCUUGAGGUACAGGAUCGCAUUCCGCGCUCGACUGUCGCAGUGUGUAGACGGUACACCGCAGUGCAAAAGAUAGACGUAGUGCCUUCCGGUGAUACAAAACGGAGCCAUGGUGACGGGAACCAACAGUAACCCGGUGCAGAACAACCCCGUGUCCGCCCCCAGCAACCCCCCCAUGGAGAUGGCGUCCACCACCAAGAGGGUCAGUGAUAACAGAAGGAGCAAUAAACCGAUCAUGGAGAAACGGAGGCGGGCGAGGAUAAAUAAUAGUUUGAAUGAACUGAAGACGCUGAUUCUGGACGCCAUGAAAAAAGACCCCGCCCGACAUUCCAAGCUCGAGAAAGCCGACAUUCUCGAAAUGACCGUCAAGCACCUCCAGAACCUGCAGCGGCAGCAAGCCGCCAUGUCCGCCGCCACCGACCCGUCCGUCGUGAGCAAGUUCCGCGCCGGCUUCAGCGAGUGCGCCACCGAGGUGGGCCGCUUCCCCGGCCUGGACCCCAUCGUGAAGCGCCGCUUGCUGCAGCACCUCGCCAACUGCCUCAACCAGGGCUCCAAGCCCCAGGAGGUGCCGCAGGUGCAGGUCCACAUCGUGCCCAACCCCGAGGUGGCCCAGAACAACGGCAUCAUCCUCAGCAACGGCAACGGCACCGGGGUGCAGCUCGUGCCCACGCGCCUGCCCAACGGCGACAUCGCGCUGGUGCUGCCCACGGCGGCCGCCACACAAGGGGGCAGCGGGUCGCCGCUGCCGCUGCUCGUGCCCAUUCCGCAGCGGACGUCGUCCACGGCGUCGGCGGCGUCCUCGAGCUACUCGCCCAGUCACAGUCCCGAGCCGGAGGCGGCGUACCACCAGCCCAAACCGCUGUCGCUGGUGGUGCGGCGGUGCCAGGAGCCCUCGGAGGAGAAGCCGUGGCGGCCGUGGUAGGGGCGGGUUGUGAUCCAAGCGAAAUGUGAUACUGAUGAGAGGAGUGAUUCUUCUUGAGUUUGCCAUUUAGGUUAGGGAAAGCGUAUUAUUGUACAUAAGUGACGUUAUUUUGUUGUAUAUUGUGUACUUUUUUUAAAAGAUGUUAAGUUAUUAAUAUUUUAGGUUAAGAACGACGAUGUGCCUUAUCAACAGCAAGAUCAUUUAUGUCUUCCAUGUUGGUAAAUAUGAUGUUUAUAUUAAAUUGUAUCAUAUUUUUAAUAAAAACGUCUAUUUUAAUA